AUGAAGGAAAUGCCUAUUAAUGAAGCUACAGGGGAGAUAUCAGGUGAUGGUGAAGAUAGUGAUCGAUUUCCUUAUGAUGGUGAUAGCUCUGGUGGUGAGGAAGAUGGUCAAAAAAAGAAAAGCAAGAGGAAAUGGAAGAUGCCAACUUUUAAACAGUUUAGGAAAGAAGCUGAUUUGAGAAAUCCAGAGUUUAGAAUUGGAAUGCAAUUUGCCAAUAAGGAAGAACUAAAGGAAGCUAUUAGGGAGUAUGCAAUUGUGCAAGGGAGGAAUGUUAAAUUGGUGAAGAAUGAUAAUAGAAGGAUUCAAGCAAAGUGUGCAGGUCACACGAGAUGCCCAUUUAUUCUGUUUGCUUCCAAGAUAGAUAGAGAUGAGCAGACAUUUGCCAUAAAGACUCUCUCCUUAGAGCACGAGUGUACUAGAGUGGACAAACUAAAAUAUACUAAUUCAAGGUGGCUGUCAAUAAGGUUUGCUGACAAGAUUAGGAAAAAUCCUGAGUGGGAUGUAGGGGCAUUCCAGUCUGAGGUAUUGGAAAAGUACCAUAUGAAUGUUUCAAGGCAUCAGAUUUAUAGAGCAAAGAGCUUGUCCAAGGUGAUCAUUGAAGGAAGCUAUGUGGAGCAAUAUGCGAGGCUAUGGGACUAUGCAGAAGAAUUGAAGAAGGCUAACAAGGGCAGCACUGUGAUUAUAAAGAAUAAGAUGAAUGGUGAUGUACCUGUGUUUCAAAGAAUUUAUGUAUGUUUGGAAGCUUGUAAGAGGGGAUUUUUGGCAGGAUGUAGACCUCUCGUUGGUAUAGAUGGAUGCCAUUUAAAGGCACCUUACACAGGGCAAGUUUUAACAGCCGUUGGUGUUGAUGGGAAUAAUGGAAUGUACCCAGUUGCUUAUGCUGUUGUAGAGGUGGAAUCAAAAAGUAGUUGGAUUUGGUUCCUUGAACUUUUGAUUGCAGACUUAAAAAUUGAGAAUGGGAAAGCGUUGGUGUUUAUAAGUGACAAGCAAAAAGGUAAAAUACCUGCAAUUGAGACAUUGCUUCCAACAGCUGAGCACAGAAUGUGUGUUAGGCAUAUCUACAGCAACUUCAGGACAGAGCAUGCUGGACUUGCACUGAAAAACAUUCUCUGGGCUGCGGCAAGAGUAACUACCAUUCCCUGGUAUGAAGUAGAAAUGGAGAAGAUGAAACAGCAAGAUGAAGGGGCGUGGAAGUGGCUUAUCAAAAGACCAGCCAAAAAUUGGAGUAGAUCUCAUUUUGAGCCGCAUUCUAAGUGUGAUCUGUUGUUGAACAACCUCU
Prunus avium (sweet cherry) is the source of this 1279-nucleotide messenger RNA. NCBI's taxonomy places the organism in Eukaryota, Viridiplantae, Streptophyta, Magnoliopsida, Rosales, Rosaceae. The record is from RefSeq and is a predicted model, not a curated record.